Messenger RNA from Racocetra persica, 230 nucleotides. Lineage: Eukaryota; Fungi; Glomeromycota; Glomeromycetes; Diversisporales; Gigasporaceae. The record is from the annotation of a GenBank genome assembly.
AAACAUUAUUGGUUAGUUUACCAACUCCAGAUUUUAGUAUGCCAUAUAAUGUUAUUACUUUAACAUGUACAGUUAUUGCAUUAUUUUUUGGGAGUAUGUUUAAUUUAAUGACUAGAAGCUUUGUGGCAUUUGUUGAUGUUGGGAAAGAAAAAGCUAAGAAAAAAAUUAAUAUUGAUGAAAGUAAUAUGCAAAAAGAGAAAAAAGAAGAUACAGAUAAAAAAAAAAACUAA